AUGGAGAAUAUUGACAUUAAUCCCAAAGUUUCUUCAGACUUUAUUUCGUCUGAUAUUGGACAAAAAAUUUUUAUGAUGCUCAGUAGUCCAAAUCAUAAAAACCUUGUCCAUGUUCAAAGAAGUAUAGAACCAAUUGUAAAAGUUAAUAACAAACCUCCUUCGAGUGUUAGUUCUAAUAUCACUUCUAUGCGAAAAACAAUUCCCAAGGUACCUAGAACAGGGAAUAACGUUAUAAAUAAACAAGCUCCUACGUCGAGUAAUCGCUCAACACAUAUUCAAAAUUUUACCCAUCGUGACGAGCAACGCUUUUCUAGAAUAAAUCAGCAACGUCAACGGCAACAAAAUAAAUUGCAUAAGAAGCGAAUUAAUUAUCAGAGACAACUUGCUGCGGCUUCUCGAAAUUCUAGAGAUGAAGAUUAUUCGGACGAUGGUUUCGAUUUGAAACAAGCUGACUUAAGAUUACUAAGGCUUGUAAAGAGAGAGCUUCUUAAUUACAUUGAAGAAAUUCCAUCAAAGAAAUUAAAGAGUGGUGAACUCACAGCGACAGAGAUCAGACCUUAUAUUAGAGAAAUUCACUUUCCUAGAUUCAAAAAGUAUUUGCUUAAUAAGGGAAUACGAGCUCCUAGUGAAAUGAUACUUAGGUGUAUUAAAGACCUUCAUAUUUCUCGUCGUGACGUGUGGCUCAAGAAACAAAGGAAGUUACGUGAAGAACGUUCCCAAGAACAAACGAACUUGAAACCUGUUCAAAUAAUUUCAAAUCAUGUUAUUUCUACAAAUGAGGAGUUAAGGAAAGAAUUAGAAUCUAUGAAAGCUCGUAUAGAAGAAUUGGAAACGGAUUCUAUUAUUAAAAGUCAAGAUAUAGAAAAACAAAAAGUCGAAAUUAAACAACUUAAAGAAGAAUUAAAUAAAAAGGAUACCACCACAGAUAUAAAAAAGUUGAAACAAGAAAUUGAUGAAUUAAAUGAGUUUAAAUUUAAUUUUAUGAGUUUAUUUGACACAUUAGGUUCCGAGUUAUCGGAAUUAAAAAUUAAAUUCGAACAAAAUGAAUUUUUUGGAGAUAGUUUAAUAGCUGAAAGACUACAAUUAAAUGAAAUUAAGAAUGAAAGCCUGAAGCCUAGACGAAAAAAUAUCAAUAACCUGACGUCUAGACAAUCUUUUAAAACAACACCACUUGUACAGGCUUUCGAACCACUACCAAAUCUUGAAAAUAACGUGAUACUUAGAUCAUCUGAUGAUGAAAGUACAGAUGAUGAAAUAAUGAAUAAAUCGUUUUCAAAAGGAUUCAUAGGGUCAAAUUCUGGAUUUCUUCCUCAAAGUAGAUCACAGUCCUCUAAUGUGAAUCCUAUACAGCUCUCUUAUUCUCCCUUUGUUCAUCCCCCUCCUCAAGCUCCUUUAGGGUCCUUUACUCAAGCUCCUUUAUCGCCCUUUACUCAAGCUCCUUUAAAUCACUAUGAUCCGGAUACUCGAGAUUCGAUACCGCAAAGACGAUCAUCUAGAACUGAUCGCAGAAAUAUUAACGACAUUUAA
Molecule: messenger RNA, 1527 nt
Organism: Funneliformis caledonium
Lineage: Eukaryota; Fungi; Glomeromycota; Glomeromycetes; Glomerales; Glomeraceae
Source: the annotation of a GenBank genome assembly